ACGUGUACGAAUGUGCACUGCCGUCAAAAGCAAACGCUUCAGCACCGUGAAGCGAGUAGAGAUGGCAGCGUAAUUACUGCCGUCAUAUUAACAGUUGGGCAUCUUCGGUGGAAGAUGGUACUGUUCGUAUUGUAUUGUAGAGAAACAGCACACCACAGAGCCAGGAAUGAAAAUGAGAGAGGUUUAUGCUUUCUGUUUUCAUUAGUUUUGGUGUUUUUGUGAGUGCAGAAACAAGCCUUCAAAAACAAGAUGCUCUAUUCAGGGGUGGAAAAAAAUCUACACACACGGUUGAGGCUCGAAAAAUCAGAGGGGUAGAAUAGCCUCUCACCGGAUGGAUUGUUCGCAUAAAGGCUGGCCACAAUGUAGAAUCGAGCAAUAGUCCAUCACAGGAUACGGCCGUGUAUACAUCCGAUAAAAGCCUACUACAGUAAAAGUGCAACAUUGUUCUAGCGUUUACUGUGCGCGUUUAUCAACUAAGGUUUCAUUCUUCGACUAAGUGCCAACAUAAGCAUUGCGAUGAAAUUUCUGUGUGUUGCUGUUUGUCUUGCCGUAAUGUGCGUUGAAUCACUAGCACAAAACAAUCAGUACCUGCCCCCAGACAAAGGUUAUGCCUACGACAAACCGAAUCAGCCAUUCCCAUCUUCCCCCCAACCUCAGAAUGUUCCUCGACCACAGCCCACUCCAGGUCGUCCGGCACCAUCUUAUGGUCCUCCUGCCCAGGAUGAUCACCAUCACGAACCUGGAAUGCCUUUCGAUUUUCAAUAUAAUGUGAAUGACAUUGAAACACAAAAUGAUUACUCUCAUAAAGCAGCAAGUGACGGUGACGUGACACGUGGCGAGUACCGUGUUCAGCUACCUGACGGACGUACGCAAAUUGUGCGCUACACUGCUGACUGGAAGAAUGGCUACAAUGCUGAGGUAUCGUACGAAGGGGAAGCAAAAUAUCCCGAAGGACCUGGUCAGGGUGGUGCGAAUGCCGGUGGAUACAAAUACUAGAAGCAGAUAAACAAAAUCCCUCAUCACUCAUCUGAUUGGUGGACAGAACCGUCCAUUCUCGCGUCCAAUAAGACUAGAUUGUAUUCUGCACAACGGUAGAACCAUCAUUCCUCGAUAAAAGUGUUUCCUUUCAAGAUGCAUCAAAUACGAUAAGGUUAUCAUUAAAGUAAGAGUCAUUAAGCAGGUAAAGUUUACAUGCAACCCGCAACUUAUUUACAAAGAGCACAUUACUCAUUGCAACUGUGCAAUAAUCGUGGAAAUUGUUUGCGAGUUCAUUUAUUCCUAGGUAGGUGGUUGCAGAAUAUCCCGUCAAGUCAAGCAAUAUCCAUUUUAUGAUUCUGAAAUCAACUACUGUGCAAGAAAUCUUUAAAAUAAACUUAUUAUGAAUCCAUAGCGA
Molecule: messenger RNA, 1393 nt
Organism: Anopheles funestus (African malaria mosquito)
Lineage: Eukaryota; Metazoa; Arthropoda; Insecta; Diptera; Culicidae
Gene: Cpr50Cb
Product: pro-resilin
Exons: 4
Coding region: 517-996 (159 amino acids)
Cellular component (GO): extracellular matrix
Source: RefSeq, a predicted model, not a curated record